AUGUCUCAAUUUCACCGCACAAGCUCACAUCCUACCUAUAUUCAGUUCAAUGAAUCGUUACGUCUUUGCAAUCUAAUAAAAACGAUUCACUUGAAUGUUUUCCUUAAAAUAGUUGAAUAUUUACGUGAAAAGCAAAGAUCAACAUUGAAAACAAAAGAAAAAAAACCUUUUAAACUUGUCAGAAUGAAAUUAGUCACAUGCAGUUUGACAAACUAUGACUUGAAAAUACUCGUCAUCACACAAAUGAACAAAAAAAAUUGUGCAACAAUAAUUCAACAACGAAUUUUCGUUCAUAGUUUAUUGAACGGGUAUCAAGACGUGAAACGAGAUGAAGAAAUGGGAAUGAAAUCAUAG
Messenger RNA from Clunio marinus, 354 nucleotides. Lineage: Eukaryota; Metazoa; Arthropoda; Insecta; Diptera; Chironomidae. The record is from the annotation of a GenBank genome assembly.